This is a messenger RNA of Phalaenopsis equestris, 4330 nucleotides long. RefSeq names its product SCAR-like protein 2. The transcript is spliced from 6 exons. The record is from RefSeq and is a predicted model, not a curated record. Bases 251 to 4234 code for a protein of 1327 amino acids. Gene Ontology annotation, molecular function: protein kinase A regulatory subunit binding; Arp2/3 complex binding. Gene Ontology annotation, cellular component: cytoskeleton. Gene Ontology annotation, biological process: actin cytoskeleton organization; positive regulation of Arp2/3 complex-mediated actin nucleation. NCBI's taxonomy places the organism in Eukaryota, Viridiplantae, Streptophyta, Magnoliopsida, Asparagales, Orchidaceae.
AAUUUGAGAAUGACUAUGGCUUGACUAGCGUACAGCCCUAUCGGAAGGUGAUGGGGCAACUCCUAAAAUGUAAAAUGGUGGUGGUGCAAGUCUGCGCCAGUGGAAGUGUGCUGAUUAGCUGGAUCAAGUUGGAGAGAAAAGCACACCACAGUAUAUUGUUACGGUCUUAGCUGGCUGAGCACUGUCGCCAUUCGCCGUCCGCCGCCUCCACACUUUUCUUCCCUUAGCAGCGAGAGAAGAGCUGAGGAGAAUGCCGCUAGUUCGAUUUGAGUUAAAGAAUGAGUACGGCUUGGGGGACCCCAGGCUUUACCAGGGAGCUCCAAAGGAGGAGGAGGAUCCCAUGAACAUUUUGGGUGGAGUCACCGUCUCCGGCCUCGUCGGGAUCUUGCGGCAACUGGGCGAUCUCGCAGAGUUGGCUGCAGUUGUUUUCCAUGGUGUACAUCAACAAGUGAUGACUACAGCAGCUAGAGGACAUAAAGUGCUAAAUCGCAUACGAAAGAUUGAAGCCACACUACCACAAUUUGAGAUGGCUGUUCAAGGGCAGAGAAGUCACAUCCAUUUUGCUUAUAUAGCAGGCUGUGACUGGCAUGCCAAUAUCCAGAUUAGCCGAUGUCAACCUUUUUUCAGCGAUUUACCAGAAUUUAUGUUGGAUUCUUACGAAGAGUGCCGUGAUCCACCACGUCUCCACUUGCUUGAUAAAUUUGACGGUGCUGGUUCUGGAGCUUGUCUGAAGAGAUAUUCUGAUCCUUCCUAUUUUAGAAUCGCUAGUUCCGAUCGGGUAAUGGCUGAGAAAGCAAACAGUAGAACGAAGGCUCAAAGAAAAAAGAAGCAAAGAGCAAGAGGACUGCAUGGAUUUGCUCAUCAUUCUAUAAAUAUGACCCUGCGUGGUAGGAGCAGCAUACAGCUUGGGUCAUUAAUCACAGACCGGCUAAGCUUUUCAGUUGAUGAGGCGUCCAUUUCAGAUACAUUAUCAAUCCCUGGUUCAGACAAAAGAUCUGGUUGUAUCGAAGUGGAGGAUUCACCUAAAUUAAUGUCCAAGGAAAUGUAUGAUGGUAUGCUUGCCCCAGAUGUAGAAACCACAAAGAAAGUUGAUAGCGUUUUCAAUAAUGACAAUAAAGUUGCUUUCAGUGGUUGUGAUGGAAAGCUUGAAAUGGUAAAUACAGUUAGCCAGAUGCUAUGGCAUGAUAUACGUGUAGACAGAUUGAAAACCAAAGCUGCUGAACUUUUUUGUUCAUCAUCUAAUAGGAAUCAUUUAACCAAUGGCCUUGGAACUCAAGGGGAACAUAAUUCCAGGUCUUUGACGUGGGAUGAAAAUGCAACUGAUAGUCUUGGUGCAUGUGUAAAAACAAUCUCUACCUUGUCUUCUUCUAUAUCCAAAGAAUAUGGAAGUGGUAAUCCUGAAAUUUGUGACAGAUAUGUUUUCAGCACAUAUUCUGCUGCAACGAAUGAAAAGGCUGAAAUUAUAAAGCCUUCAAGUUCUAAAUUUUCUGAUGGCAUCAUUCUUUGUAGGGCUCCAGAUCCGGAUUUGUUAUCUGUAACUCUUGAAACUACAAAUUGGCUGAAUGAAAUGGAUGAUAAUGAAAUGCAUGGCCAAAACAAUUUUUUGCCAGAUACCAUAAAGGUGGAAGUGCCUUUUACAGAGGGAGGCCAAAUUAAUGAACUCAUGAGUCAGUUAGAUGAGCACAUGGAUGCCACUAAUGCUUUGGACUCCAAGGUUCAAACAAAUUUUGGGCGCGACAAUGAACAAGAAGUGAUAUUAUUGCCUCAUUUGAAUUAUAAUGGGAUGGAAUGUGAAAUUAGUCAGACUCUGGCGGUCACCUCCCCUAGUUUAGAUUGUUUAGAUAGUGGAAUUGAUCACGAAGCUCACACUUCAUUGAAGAAAAAUUUCCCUCUUCAGGUUAUUUUUGAUCAUCUGCAGUCAUCAGGCCCUCCCGAAUUUGAGAAUAUGUUGCUUUAUUCUGUUAGAAAUUCCGUAUCUGAAUGUCUGACUGAUGAUUGUACUAUGAAAAAUGACUCCGAAAGGAUUGACAGCACUUCUUGCCUUGGAUUGAUACCACAAGCUGGAGCCUUUGAUGGGAUUCCGCUUGAAGAUUUGUUGGCUCAAAAUUCUCUUGGCGAUAAAUCUGGUAAAACUAUUGGUGAAAAAGAGGCACUUUGUGAACACCGAACUAAACAGGAAAUAGAGUCAAGAGCUGAUUCAAAUUGUCUUGGUGCAGAUUCUCUAUCUAGUACUGAAAAGGUGAUUGCUGCUACAAAACUGGUUUGCCCGGAUUCUAAAAUUCAUGCAGUUUCUCAUAACAGCGCUUCUUUUCCUGCGGUUAUCAUUCCUUGUGCACUGGCUGUGGUCGUUGAUGAGGUUCCACCUAAAGAAUCCUCGUCUCAGGAUUAUUUCAGUGAAACUUCUGCCAAGACUGCUAGUGAAAAAAAGGUCUUUUGGGGACUCCAAACUAAACAGGAAUCAGGGUCAACAGAUGAUUCAAAUUGUCAAGGGACUGAAUAUCAAAGCAGUAUGGAGAACGGAAUUGCAGUUUCAAAAUUGGAUGAUUCCGAUUUUGAUACACAGUUGGCAUUUCUUAACGGUGGCCCUUGUCCUGGGUUUAUCUUUCCUACUAUGCAGGUUGAGAUCAUUGAUGGUAUCCCACCUGAAGAAUCCUUGGCUCAGGAUUCUUGUGGUGAUACUUCUGCAAAAACUGCAAAAGAAAAGGAGGUGCUUUCCAAACACCAAAAUAAACAGGGAACAGAGUCAAUGACUAACUCAAAUUGCCAAGGGACUUAUCAAAUCAGUAUGGAAAUGGUGAUCCCUACUUCAAAUUUUGAUGGCCCCAAUUCUGAAACUCAUGUAGCUUCUUGCGGUUCCUCAGAUGCCUGUGCUUCCUCAACAUCAUGUGGUCUGAUCAUCUCUAAUAAUGUGGACAAUUUAAGUUUUUCAACCAUUAGUUCUGAUGUUGCUAGCUCCAGAAGUCCUAUUAAUGAUUCUUCACCUAGAAAUGAUUUUGAAGAUCCCCGUGGCAUUGUAUCUGCUCAUUUAACUAUUAAACCAGUGAUCUUACCUUCUGAUGUUACUGCAGCCACAGCUGUAGUGUCUCAAGUUUUUCCAGGUGACUCCUGUAGAAAAUCUUCAAUAAAUAUAUGGACCAAUGGAGGUCUUUUGGGACUUGAACCUUCAAAACCUUUAGAUAUUAGUGCUCCAAAUACUUAUAUGGGUGAAGAUAAUUAUGAUGGAGGAUCAGCUGCAAACUCACAACCCUGUGUUUUCGCUAGUGGAAAUGAUUCAAAAAAAUUGUUUUUCGAGACUAAUAAAUUGAAUCUAAUAUCCUACCCCCAAAGAGAUGUCACUAUAUGUAAAAUAUCUGAUGAUCAAAGUGAUUCUAUGCUCUCCAAGCAACGUGCUAAAGGCUCCAUUCAAGCUUCUUCAUUUUGUAAGUUUGACAAAGCUCAAAAUGCAUACUUUAAUGGCACAGGUUCAGAAAUUGACAGAGUUCAGGGAAAAGAAGGUGAUAUAGUUUCUUCUGAAGCUGAUAUAUAUACCAAAAAUAAUUUAUCAAAACAAAGAAAUGUCAGCAUGUCAGUUGGCUUUUCAAGCCUUGCGCGUAGAUUUCUUGUAAGUAGCCUUCCAAGGAAAUCACCAAUGAUUGGUAUUGGCCCAUUAUAUGAACUGAUGAGCAAUAAUGUCGACAAAUUACAUAAUACUAAAAAUAAUAGCAAGGAUAAUGAAAGGACCAAACUAACAGUAUCUUCGGUUCCAUCACAUAAAUUGGGAAACAAAGAAGAUUCUGCACAUGGAUUUUCAGAGAAGCUUGUAUGUCACAGUUUUGAUUCUUCAGGAUAUCAGUCUCCGCCACUGGAACAUAUGAAAUUCUCUCUUCAACAAAUGAAUGACUCAGAUGUUCCCAAUCUGAAUCUGGAAUUUAUUAGUAGUCAGCAAGAAGGAAACACGGGAAACGCUAUUUUUCCAUCAUUUCAGUUAAUUUCUGAAUCAUUUCAACCUCCGUUGGAUGGUGUUUCAGAAUCUGAUGAUGACACAUUCUGCAGAUCCUGUCCUUAUUCUUCUGAUGAUCUUCUCACCCUACAUUCAGAGUCAGAUGCAGAAAUAUGGGGAGAGGAUGAAAUCGAUAUUCCAAAUAAAAUUAAGGCAACUGGUUCCAUUUCAAACUUCAUCGAAUUUAAUGAAUGUAAUGCUUGCAGUGUAAGCCAGGUGAACGAGGUUGCAAAUAUAAAACAUGUACGUGAAUAAGCUGUAUAUUUUUCUUCAAUAUUUGUAAUAUAGCUGGUGUCUCUAGUGUUACUUUAAUUUCAAGUUGUAAGGAAAUGAUAUGCUCAAUUCACCUGC